GAAGGGUCACCGGUGGUCACUAGAGUUCAAGGGGGUGAAAGAUUAUUUUGACUCGGUUCCAUUCCGCCGGCAUCACGCCUGAACAGAGGCUUGACGGCCAAUGAUCCGAUUUCAAUUAAAUGUAAACGGGACAAGUAUUCUUUGACUCGGGGUUGAGUGCGGAUCAGGCUGGGGGAGAGCAAUGAGCUUAUUUAGUUCUCGCCGGUUUCCUGCCCACCGCUGAUAUGCCCUCCUUAGACGACCUCCUGGAGCACGUCGGCGAGUUCGACCGCUUCCAGAAACAAGCCUUCUUCUUCCUGUGCCUGCUGUCGGCGGCCUUCACCCCGAUCUACGUGGGGAUCGUGUUCCUGGGGUUCACCCCGGAGCACCGCUGCCUGAGCCCGGGCCUGCCGGAGCUGAGCGGCCGCUGCGGCUGGAGCCGGGAAGAGGAGCUGAAUCGCACGGUGCCCGGGCUGGAGGGCGCCGGGGGGGCCUUCGCCCGCCAGUGCCGCCGGUUCGACGUGGACUGGAACCAGUCGUCUCUCAGCUGCGAUGACCCGCUGGCCCUCUGGGCCGGGAACCGGAGCGCCAUCCCUCUGGCCCCCUGCCGCGAUGGCUGGAUCUACGACACAGAGGGGUCCUCCAUUGUCACUGAGUUCAACCUGGUGUGUGAUAAUUCCUGGAAACUAGACGUGUUUCAAUCCUGCGUGAACAUGGGCUUCUUGAUUGGCUCUCUGAGCAUCGGUUACAUCGCCGACAGGUUCGGCCGCAAGAUGUGCCUCUUGGUCACCAUCUUCAUCAAUUCCGUCUCCGGGGUGCUCAUGGCCUUCUCGCCCAACUAUCCGUCCGUGCUGAUCUUUCGCUUACUCCAGGGAAUGGUCAGCAAAGGGAGCUGGACUUGUGGCUACAUCCUGAUCACAGAGUUUGUUGGCUUGAGCUACCGGAGAACCGUGGCCAUUUUGUACCAGAUGGCCUUCGCCAUUGGCCUGGUGGUCCUUUCCGGAGUGGCCUACGCAGUUCCUCACUGGAGGUGGCUGCAGUUUGCCGUCACCCUGCCGAGCUUCCUCUUCUUGCUCUACUACUGGUGCCUGCCAGAGUCUCCCCGCUGGCUGCUCUCCCAAAAGAGAAACGAAGAAGCGAUCGAGAUCGUGGAUCACAUUGCCCAGAGGAAUGGAAAACGGCUGCCGGACAGCAUGAAGACUCUUUCCUUUGAAGAGGACAGUUUUGAAAAACGGAACCCAUCCUUUGUGGAUCUGUUCAGCACCCCGCAGAUGAGGAAACACACUUUAAUUCUGAUGUACAACUGGUUCACAAGUUCUGUGCUCUAUCAGGGCCUCAUCCUGCACAUGGGAGCCACAGCGGGGAACCUGUACCUGGAUUUCUUCUACUCUGCCCUGGUAGAGUUCCCCGCGGCCCUCAUCAUCAUCCUCACCAUCGAUCGCUUUGGCCGUCGCUUCCCGUGGGCCUUGUCCAAUAUGGUGGCUGGGGCCGCCUGCGUUCUUGCUACUUUUAUUCCUGGCGAUUUGUCCUGGUUAAAGACUGUGGUGGCCUGCUUGGGACGAAUGGGGAUCACAAUGGCUUUUGAAAUGGUCUGUUUAGUGAAUGCAGAAUUAUAUCCGACAUUCAUCAGGAACCUCGGAGUCAUGGUCUGCUCUUCUCUGUGUGAUGUUGGGGGGAUCAUAACCCCCUUCAUUGUCUUCAGAAUGACCGAAGUUUGGCAUGAGCUGCCGCUUACUUUAUUUGGUGUGGUGGGCUUAGUCGCUGGUGGAACGGUAUUGCUUCUCCCGGAGACCAAAGGCAUAAAGCUACCAGAGACCAUUGAAGAUGCUGAAAGCAUGAGGAGUCACUGCCAAAAAGGGAAGACCAAAGAAAACUUGAUUUAUCUUCAGAUCCAAACAUCGGAGCUAGCAAAAAACUAAGAAUCAGAUCUGGGGUUUGUCCAAGGAUGUCAUGGCGAAGACCAGCUGCCUGAACCCGUCUUCUCCUUUAUCUCCACUGAUUUUCAGGAUUCUUGUUCAUACUCUCUCAAGGGGCAGUGUCAGUGCCAAAGCAGAGUUCUCCGGUCUUCUUUCCUUCUACCCUAACCGGAUAGUGAAUUAGCGGUCUUGUCUUAUGCUGUUGAGUUGUCUCAGAUCCAUAGUGACUCCACGGAUACGUCUCUCCCAGAAUUCCCCACCUCCAUCUGCAAUCAUUCUGCAAGUGUAUCCAUAGAGUUUUCUUGGUUAAAAAAAAAAAUAUGGAAGUGGUUUAUCAUGGCUUUCUUCCGCACAGUACACUUGAGUCUCCACCGUCGACUCUCUUCCAUGCUACUGCUGCCCAGCACAGGUGAGUUUUGAUCUGUAACAGAUUUCUUUCCACUCUCUAGCCACUGGCCAAGCUAGAAGUGGAAUGGGUAGGCCUCUGCUCGACUCUCCCUCCCAUAGUCGAGACUGGUAGAGUGCUGGAAUCCCUCCAGGUGUGAUCCUGAGAGGGUGAGAUGGUGGUACCCAAAUUAUUUAUCUUUUCACCCAGAGGUGGGAGAGGAGGCAGACUCCUCCCCAAAUGGCCAGAAAAUUUUAAGGCCCUCCAACACAUGAAUUCUGCCUCGUCAAUUAUCAUUGGUAUUUAUUGAGCUCUUACCGUGUGCAGAGCACUAAGAGCUUGUGAGAGAGGUGUCUAAAACUGGAUAUACACUGUGUUCAGUAGCUCCUCUCAUUCUCCAUAUCAAGAAAAUGCUUUUGGUUUGCAGGAUGACUGCCUUUAUUAGCAAAACGUCGUAUUCUGCUUUUCUAAGACUAGUUGCCUGAGAUGUGCAAGUAGUUCAUUCUAGCAAACUGAUUUGAAAGUCAAAUUGACGUUCAUGGUCAUUCAGGGAAGUAUGCAAAUAAAGCAACUCCCGGGUCUGCCUCUCAAGCUUCCUAAUGGAGUUAAAGACACAAAUACUUCAGUUGCUCAUAGCGGGCGAAUAAACAGGAAUUUGAAAGCAGGGGAGGGUUUUGAAGUAAGGGGGAGUUCUCGCUCGGUUCUAAGAACUGAUCGACCAUUUUUAGGCAUAAAGUUUUUGUGCCCCGGAUUUUCUUUGAUUUCUCUAUCCUAUCCAUAUUGUGUCAGUGGGUGGAUUUCCUCAUUAAGAAGAUAGAAUUUAUGGUAGUUGGCCACCCUACUCAGAUUGAAUCAGCGCAAAUCUCUUUUUGAAUGCAUCUCAUCACCAUCUCUCCCAUACCGGGAUUCGUUCUGAUCCAGUUGUGCUAAGCAACUCCCACAAGUGGCAGUUUAUUUAAAAAUCUGGGUGUAGAGAGUAGAGUGCCCUGCUUUCUAGAGUCAUUGUUCGGUCCCCUGCCCUGAGAGGUCUCAGUACUGGUUGGCUACAUUGGAGAUCGGGGCCACCUAGAAGCUGGAAACGUUCCGCCGUGGAAAACAUUUUGAAUGGCGAUUGAAUGGAGACGAAUAUCCAGAUGGGUAACUAAAUUCCUGAAUUAUCCUGAGCAAUGGGGGAAAGGGUGGGAGAGGGCCCGAGCUUCCGUUCUGGUUUGGAGGGUGGACGCUGAUUGCUUUUAUCUCAUGGAAAGCAAAACAAGCAUUUGUUGCCCUCUGGACUGUAAGCUCAUUGUGGUCAGGGAAUGUGUCUACCAACUCUGUUGUACUGUACUGUCCCACACACUUAAUAUAGUGCUCUCCACACAGUAAGGGCUCAAUAAAUACCAUUGACGGAUUGAUUGUACAGGGUUAUUUGAAAGGAAAUUUUUCAAUGGUAUUUAAGCACUUACUAUGCUCCAGGCACUGUACUAAGCGCUGGGGUAGAUACAAGAUAAUUAGGUAGGGCACAUCCGUGUCCCGCGUGGGGCUCACAGUCCUUAAUCCCACACUUGGUAAUUGAAGCCCAGAGAAGGGGAGUGCCUUGCCCACGGUUACACAGUAAUUAAGUGGCAGAGGCAGGAUUAGAACCCAGAUCCUCUGACUCCCGGGAUGUUCUCUUACCUCUAGGCCACGCUGCUUCUCAAUUUGCCCAUUUCUCAUUCAGUACCUUCCAUCCAGCACACGGGAGAAUGAAGUAUAAAUCAUUUUCGUGUCUCAGCGGUUAUGCUUUGGGAAACAGUGUGGCCCCUUCUCAAUAGCCCAAGGACCUGCGUUCUAAUCCCUGUUCUGUGUGACCUUGGGCCAGUCACUUAAUUCCCCCGUGCCUCAGUUUCCUCAUCUGUAAACAGGUGAUUCAGUACGUGAUCUCCUUACCCUUUAGACCGUGAGCCCCACGUGGGACAGGGACUGUGUCCGACAGACGUGGUUAUCUUCUAUCCACCCUAAUGCUUAGUAGCUGGGCACUGAGUAAGCACUUCACCAACACCACGGCAGUUAUUGAUUCUCAUCUCUCAAUCUGUAAUGAUAACACUCUUGCUUAUCAAGUAAUAAACACUGCUCUCUACCACGA
Molecule: messenger RNA, 4384 nt
Organism: Tachyglossus aculeatus (Australian echidna)
Lineage: Eukaryota; Metazoa; Chordata; Mammalia; Monotremata; Tachyglossidae
Product: solute carrier family 22 member 1-like
Exons: 11
Coding region: 225-1898 (557 amino acids)
Biological process (GO): transmembrane transport
Cellular component (GO): membrane
Source: RefSeq, a predicted model, not a curated record